Messenger RNA from Tarenaya hassleriana, 1881 nucleotides. RefSeq names its product inorganic phosphate transporter 1-4. Gene Ontology annotation, biological process: transmembrane transport; phosphate ion transport. Lineage: Eukaryota; Viridiplantae; Streptophyta; Magnoliopsida; Brassicales; Cleomaceae. Bases 102 to 1706 code for a protein of 534 amino acids. The record is from RefSeq and is a predicted model, not a curated record. Gene Ontology annotation, molecular function: phosphate transmembrane transporter activity. Gene Ontology annotation, cellular component: membrane. The transcript is spliced from 2 exons.
CUCUCUCUCUCUCUCUCGGACAGAACACAACACUUAAGUCACAGAGACGAACAGAAACAUAUUUUCUCGGUCUUCUCUACACAGGAAAAUAAGAAAAAUCCAUGGCGGGGGAUCAACUGCAAGUGCUAAACGCACUUGAUGUGGCCAAAACGCAGUGGUAUCACUUCACAGCGAUUAUAAUCGCGGGAAUGGGAUUCUUCACGGACGCUUACGAUCUCUUCUGCAUCUCCCUGGUGACUAAGCUCCUCGGCCGUAUCUAUUACCACGUCGACGGCGCCAAGAAGCCCGGAACGCUACCGCCCAACGUUUCGGCCGCCGUUAAUGGCGUCGCGUUUUGCGGAACGCUAGCGGGUCAGCUCUUUUUCGGAUGGCUCGGAGACAAACUGGGGAGGAAGAAAGUCUACGGAAUGACACUGUUGCUUAUGGUCAUUUGUUCCAUUGCCUCAGGUUUGUCGUUCGGACACGAGCCAAAGUCUGUAAUGGCCACACUCUGUUUCUUCCGAUUCUGGCUUGGUUUCGGCAUCGGUGGCGAUUACCCUUUGUCCGCUACGAUCAUGUCGGAAUACGCAAACAAGAAAACUCGCGGUGCGUUUAUCGCCGCCGUUUUCGCCAUGCAGGGGUUCGGAAUCAUGGCCGGCGGCAUUUUCGCGAUCAUAAUCUCGGCUGCGUUUGAAUCGCGGUUUCCGGCGCCUGCGUAUGAAGUAAACGCGAUCGCGUCCACGGUUCCUCAGGCGGACUACGUCUGGAGAAUCAUUGUGAUGGUCGGAGCUUUACCGGCGGCCAUGACGUAUUACUGGAGAAUGAAAAUGCCGGAAACAGCACGAUACACUGCCCUGGUCGCGAAAGACGCUAAGCAAGCAGCUUCGGACAUGUCUAGGGUUCUGCAAGUGGAGAUCGAAGCAGAACAGCAGAAGAUCGAACAGAUCUCUCAGGACAAGAACAAUGCCUUUGCCUUGUUCUCCAAAGAAUUCCUCCGCCGACAUGGCCUUCACUUGCUCGGAACUACGACCACUUGGUUCUUGCUCGACAUCGCCUUCUACAGCCAGAACUUGUUCCAGAAAGAUAUUUUCAGCGCGAUCGGGUGGAUUCCCCCGGCUCAGACGAUGAACGCCAUCCAAGAAGUGUUCAGAAUCGCACGUGCUCAGACCCUAAUCGCCUUGUGCAGUACCGUCCCCGGCUACUGGUUCACGGUCGGAUUCAUCGACAUAAUCGGAAGAUUCGCGAUUCAGUUGAUGGGUUUCUUCUUCAUGACCGUCUUCAUGUUCGCCUUAGCCAUACCUUACAACCACUGGACUCAUAAAGAUAACAGAAUCGGAUUCGUGAUCAUGUAUUCUUUGACCUUCUUCUUCGCCAACUUCGGGCCGAAUGCCACAACCUUUGUGGUUCCGGCGGAGAUCUUUCCCGCAAGAUUCCGAUCGACCUGCCACGGAAUCUCAGCUGCUUCGGGUAAAUUAGGAGCCAUUGUUGGAGCUUUCGGGUUCUUGUACUUAGCUCAGAAUCCGGACAAGACCAAGACUGAUGCUGGGUACCCUCCGGGCAUUGGCGUGAGGAACUCUCUCAUCGUGUUGGGUGUGGUUAAUUUCCUCGGAAUCCUUUUCACUUUCUUGGUCCCUGAAUCCAAAGGCAAGUCUUUGGAGGAAAUGUCGGGUGAAAACGAGGAAUCCGACAACAAUGGCGGCAACAGCAGGACGGUUCCUGCGGUAUAGAGUUGUCUCACCGUUGAUGCGACAAUAUCAAGGUGAUAAUGUUUACGUUUUUGUUAUAUUUACUCUCUCUCUCUCUCUCUCUCUCUCUCUCUCUCUCUCUAGUGAAUCCUAAUGUACUCAUGUUUUCAACUUCAUAUCUUCAAUCAAGUUCUUACUUCAUUACAUGCACAAAUCC